Messenger RNA from Diceros bicornis minor, 1921 nucleotides. Its product is annotated as GTPase IMAP family member 5-like. Gene Ontology annotation, molecular function: GTP binding. The transcript has 4 exons. Lineage: Eukaryota; Metazoa; Chordata; Mammalia; Perissodactyla; Rhinocerotidae. Bases 882 to 1847 code for a protein of 321 amino acids. The record is from RefSeq and is a predicted model, not a curated record.
CGGAUGCAGAGGAGGAGCAUCAAGCAGAGCAGUGUGAGGGGCCCAGGGCAGCCCCCACUCCCUUAAGAGCUUGUCACUUUGCCUAAAUCAGACCAUGGGUGGGGUGGAUGUCUCCCUGGCUUCUGCGGAAAUGCAAGUCCACAGAAUGCAAUGCAUCUUGGUGAAGGAACCUACUAAAUCUUGUUUCUCCCUCAGGUCAAAGCACAGGGAACCCGAUGGCAGGGCAUUUGACAGAGAAAGAAGAGGGAGGUCAGAGCCACAGAACGUCUCAAGCAAGGUGCCUGUCUUCAGUUCCGUCCCUGCUGCCAUCUAGAAUUAGCUACAAGAAACCACCUUUAUGUCGGAGAGGAAAUGGUGGACUAGGGAGGUACGUUGGUCCAAUUUGGGCUGGUGAAGGCUGCGGAGGGCUAGGUUCAGGAUGCAGCUGCACCCCAGAACUUCCUUGGCUUCUCCGGCUCUCCAUUCUCCGGACUAACUCUGGCAGGGAAUAUAUUUUGCACACAAGCAUUUCAGAGAUGUGGUGGGGAGAAGGAAAAAGAGCCGUUAUUAAAAACAAAACAAAACGAUAAAACCUCUUCCUCUGGCAUCUCUGAGGGCUUCUAGGUCAGCUCUGAGGAUGGCUUUUCGAGGAAACACCCACAUUGUUCUUUUUCUGUUUCCGGGACACAGUUCCCUCUCCGGCAGAUAGAAUUUGUGGCCAGUUUUUUCAUCUCUCACUGCUCCCGUGUUUUUUUGAAGAGACUAGAAACCAAUGAGAGAGGCUGCGUAGGAGAGGAGGGAGGGUUGCUCCAAGACCUGCUGCAGAACUUGCAAGAUAUUCCAGGACCUCACAGGCUGGAUUCUGAGAGAGCAGCAAUUUAAGCCUCUCAUUCUUGGAAGAAAUGGCCUGCUACCAGUCGCUUGGCCAAACACACCACAACACAAUGGAAAGGCUUCAGAAGGGUGGAAAAGACGCUGCCACCACAGGUGGAGGAGAAGAGAGCCUAACUCCAGGAUCAUCUCUGUUGAGGAUUGUCCUGGUGGGCAAAACAGGCAGCGGAAAGAGUGCCACAGGGAAUAGCAUCCUCUGCCAGCCAGUGUUUGAGUCCAGGCUGGGGGCCCAGUCCGUGACCAGGACGUGCCAGAAGGAGAUAGGCACAUGUAAUGGGAGGAACAUCCUAGUGGUUGACACGCCCUCCAUCUUUGAGGCAAACGCCCAGACCCAAGAGACGUACAAGGACAUUGGCGACUGCUACCUGCUCUUGGCCCCAGGGCCCCAUGUGCUGCUGCUGGUCACCCAGCUGGGGCGCUUCACUGCCCAGGACACAGUGGCAGUGAGGAGGGUGAAGGAGAUCUUUGGGGCAGGAGCCAUGAGACACAUGGUCGUCCUCUUCACCCACAAGGAGGACUUAGACUGUGAGUCCUUGGAUGAUUACAUAGCAAACACGGACAACCACAGCCUAAGGAUCCUGGUCCAGGAGUGUGGGGAGAGGUACUGUGCCUUCAACAACCGGGCCACCGGGGAGGAGCAGGAGGAGCAGCUGGCCCAGCUGAUGGCCAUGGUCAAGAGGCUGGAGAUGGAGCAUGAGGGCGCCUUCCACAGCAACGACCUCUUCUCUGAUGCACAGAUGCUCCAGCAAGGGGGGGCCAGGGCGUGUGGAGGAGACCACGGGCGCUACCUGGCCAAGGUGCAGCUGCAGGUUGAAAAGCAAAGGCGAGACCUGAAAGAGAGCGAGAGCAACUGGGCAUUCAAGGUGUUCCUUAGAGCCAAAAACUGGAUGAUUUCGCAUCAUGAGUUUUGUGUUUUUCUUGUUUGGUGCAGCUUACUUUUUCUUCUUAUUUUUCUGGUCAUCUUGUACCAUCAUUAAUUCUGUAUGUCAUCUGUAUGUCAGAGCAUUUUCUAAAGGAUCCCCUCAUGGGACUCAUUGUUCUACGUGUCACC